AUGUUAAAAUCGUUAAUCAAGAAACUUCAUGUUGUACAAUCAUCAUGCGGUUUUCACACUACGGCAUCAUUGAAUGAAGUAAGACUGCUGACUCGGCUCAGAGUGGUGGACAACUCGGAAAUCGGCAAACGAGCAAUGGCUGAAGGCAAACCUCCUAAAAUUAUCUGCGUUUAUAAUAAACAACGUGUAGGUUACAUUGGCGAUAGAGUGUUAGUUGCUAUCAAAGGGCAAAAAAAGAAAGGUAUUCUGGUGGGCCUGAAGCAGACGCAGAAGGCGAAAGUGCCAAAGUUUGACAGCAACAAUGUAGUUCUCAUUGACGACAACGGCACUCCGCUGGGCAACCGCAUCCAUGUUCCCAUCCCAACUAUAUUGCGCACCAUACUCAAGGAGAAGACGCACUCAAAAGGAGCUGAUUAUACCAAAUUAUUAUCUAUAGCAACUAGAUUUGUAUAA
Arctia plantaginis is the source of this 453-nucleotide messenger RNA. NCBI's taxonomy places the organism in Eukaryota, Metazoa, Arthropoda, Insecta, Lepidoptera, Erebidae. The record is from the annotation of a GenBank genome assembly.